AUGCCGUCUGAGGCCAAAACCAUCACCACUGCCGCUGCUAAGGAGAAGAAGAGGAAGCAGUCCACAGCCCUAAACGAACGGAACGGGUCCUCCCUGCAGGUGAUCGAGAAAUACAUCGGCAGAAACUACAAAUGCGAUGUCGGCAAGAUUGCUAGAUUGGAAAGAAUUGGGAGAUUGAGUUCCCCGCGGGAGCGCGAUAAAACGCCCCGAUCGCUGGCGGCGGGGGUUGCAGUUCUGACGGUCCCCAGUUCUGACGAGGUGUGCCUUGAGGCAGCUGCGUUCGGUGCAAGUGAUAAUGAACAGGACGAUGCCAAGUCGACGCAUUCCAAACAGUCGAUUGAUGACCAGCAGCAACAGGAAGAAGAGGAUGAGGCUCGUGAUGAUAAGAACGAAUCCGCGGAUCAGAAGCUGGACAUCAUCAAGGCCACUGGUGCCAGAGCGAACAUCGGAGAAGCCAAGAUUGCAAUUGCCAAGAGGAUCGAAGAGCUCGAGGCUGAUCGCAAGAGUACUAUAUGA
This is a messenger RNA of Aedes aegypti (yellow fever mosquito), 516 nucleotides long. Its product is annotated as histone H1.3-like. The transcript is spliced from 4 exons. Gene Ontology annotation, cellular component: nucleosome. Lineage: Eukaryota; Metazoa; Arthropoda; Insecta; Diptera; Culicidae. Gene Ontology annotation, biological process: nucleosome assembly. The coding region runs from base 1 to 516 and encodes 171 amino acids. Gene Ontology annotation, molecular function: DNA binding. The record is from RefSeq and is a predicted model, not a curated record.